Messenger RNA from Rubroshorea leprosula, 1857 nucleotides. The record is from the annotation of a GenBank genome assembly. NCBI's taxonomy places the organism in Eukaryota, Viridiplantae, Streptophyta, Magnoliopsida, Malvales, Dipterocarpaceae.
AGGGUCUUUCUCUGCAGAGGGCGCGUUGGCCAAUCUGCAUACUAAUUCUCUUCUUUCUCUCUGAAAUCACUGUAGUUUCCGGCCACAAUGGAGCUAUUCUAUGUCGUGGUGUUCGGCGGGCUUGCCGCGGUGGUUGCAACUCUCGAGCUGAGCAAGACCAGCAAGGAUCGAAUCAACACUUCUCCCGCUUUCAAUUCCUUCAAGAACAAUUACCUCGUUGUUUACUCUCUCAUGAUGGCUGGAGAUUGGCUGCAGGGUCCUUAUGUUUACUAUCUUUAUAGCACCUAUGGCUUUGGAAAGGGGGAGAUAGGACAGCUUUUUAUUGCCGGUUUUGGAUCCUCCAUGUUGUUUGGGACAAUUGUUGGAUCUCUAGCUGACAAACAGGGCCGGAAGAGAGCAUGUGUUACUUACUGCAUUACAUACAUACUUAGCUGUAUCACAAAGCAUUCUCCUCAGUACAAGGUGUUAAUGAUAGGCCGUGUGUUGGGAGGUAUCGCCACUUCUCUCCUAUUUUCCGCAUUUGAGUCGUGGCUUGUUGCUGAACACAAUAAGAGGGGCUUCGACCAACAAUGGUUAUCACUAACAUUUUCAAAAGCAAUAUUUCUUGGGAAUGGUCUUGUUGCCAUUUUAGCUGGAUUGUUUGGAAAUCUACUUGUGGAUACACUUUCUCUUGGACCUGUUGCCCCUUUUGAUGCUGCUUCAUGCUUUCUAGCUAUUGGGAUGGCUAUUAUCUUAUCAUCAUGGAGUGAGAAUUAUGGAGACCCUUCAGAAAGCAAGGACCUUCUGACCCAAUUCAGGGGUGCUGCUGUAGCUAUAGCAUCUGAUGAAAAAAUUGCUUUGCUAGGUGCCAUCCAGUCUCUGUUUGAGGGUUCAAUGUAUACCUUUGUGUUCCUCUGGACUCCUGCCUUGAGUCCUAAUGAUGAAGAGAUUCCUCAUGGUUUCAUUUUUGCCACGUUCAUGUUGGCUUCUAUGUUGGGAAGUUCACUAGCAUCUCGGCUGAUGGCCCGUACAUCACCCAGGGUAGAGAGCUACAUGCAGAUUGUUUUUGUGAUCUCUUCUGCAUCUCUUCUGCUCCCAAUCAUAACCACUUUCUUGGUAGCACCUUCCAAGGUGAGAGGUGGAAGCAUCUCCUUGGCAGGUUGCAUCCAAGUUCUUGGCUUCUGCACUUUUGAGGCUUGUGUAGGAAUAUUCUGGCCAUCCAUUAUGAAGAUGAGGUCCCAGUACAUUCCUGAGGAGGCUAGAAGCACCAUUAUGAACUUUUUCCGCAUUCCUCUUAACAUCUUUGUGUGCAUUGUGCUGUACAAUGUUGAUGCUUUCCCUAUCACUGUCAUGUUUGGCAUGUGCUCAAUUUUCCUUUUUGUGGCAUCUAUCUUGCAAAGGCGGCUAAUGGUGAUCUCAGACAAGCCAAAGGCCGAAUCUUGGAUAUCUGUGAAAGAAAGGGACACUGAGGCAGAGGCUCUAAACAUCUGAGUGAUGUUGAGCCGGCUGAUUCCCAAUGAUGUCUCCCCAGGUUGAAAAAAAAAAUAAAUAAAUAAAAAAAACCUUAUUCAUUCAAUAUACUCUUGCUGUUCCUGUUUGAUCAAAGUUGUAUUUGAUUCUAUUGUAGAGUUUUUAAUGUAUAAGAAACUACAAGUCUACGUCUAUCCAGCAAAAAGGGAUUGUGGGUUAAAGGUUACUUGAGUUUAGUGGUAUUUGAUUCAUUCAACACCUUCCAUCUUGUAGUAAAUUAGAUGUCCUCUUUUGUAAUUCUCAAUUUAUUCUUUAUUGAACUUGUCCUAUGAUAUGUACUACAUUUUUGUUUAUCUUAUGUAAAAUGCCUGGAUGCAUAUGAUCUAGUGAUUUCACAAUUGAUUCCAU